UUUUGCAGCUCUAGUAUACAAAUUGGCGAAUUGUUGUGUGGUGUGAAAAUUCAUAAUUUCGCAAAUAAAUUAUUAAAACUUGUGAAUAAGUUCCUACGUAUAGAGCACAAACGAGCUUAGCCCCGCCCCAAUAACAUAUCCACCGAAGUCACACACCGAACCAGCACAAAGGGUAGUUUUUCAUCUCGCGAGUGUGAGUCACUGGCCAGAUUUCCCCACCCAAAAACAACAAGACAGUCGUCUUGCCUCGCAACCACUUGCUAAGUAUUCAAGUGAUCUCACCAAACCUCUUCAGCACCCAACCUCCAGCUAUAUAGUUUCGAAAUGGCCGCCGUAGAGAAUGCCGAGCCCCGCACGGAGCUCCAGGAGCUGCAAUUCAAGUCUGGCCAGGUGGCCGAUGAAUCCCUGGAGAGCACGCGUCGUAUGCUAGCGCUCAUGGACGAAAGCAAGGAGGCUGGAAUCCGCACGCUGGUGGCCUUGGAUGACCAGGGCGAGCAGCUGGACCGAAUUGAGGAGGGCAUGGACCGGAUCAACGCGGACAUGAGGGAGGCGGAGAAGAACUUGAGUGGCAUGGAGAAGUGCUGCGGCAUCUGUGUGCUGCCCUGGAAGAAGGUGAACAUCAAGGACGACGGCGAGAGCGCCUGGAAGGCCAAUGACGAUGGCAAAAUCGUGGCCAGCCAGCCGCAAAGGGUCAUCGAUGAGCGGGAACGCGGCGGCAUGGGUGCUCCGCCGCAGUCCGGCUAUGUGGCCAGGAUCACAAACGAUGCACGCGAGGACGAGAUGGACGAAAAUCUGGGACAGGUGAACUCCAUGCUGGGCAACCUGCGCAACAUGGCCCUGGACAUGGGCUCCGAGCUGGAGAACCAAAACAAGCAGGUGGACCGCAUCAAUGCCAAGGGCGAUGCCAACAACAUUCGCAUGGAUGGCGUUAACAAGCGCGCCAACAAUCUGCUCAAGAGUUAAAUAUGCACAACGGUCACGUCCCGAAUCAAUAGCGAAACACGAUAGUCAGACACCUCCAUUUCAAUAUUGUUACGGAAAGGAACCAAUGUUGUGGGCACAAACCGUAGAUGGUGGUAUUGCGUUAUUUAUACCAUAUAUUAUACACAUAUACAAGUAGUGGCAACUACUCCUGGCAAACGCGAGCGUAACAGACCCAUCUACUUAAAGAACUUCGAGCCGUCGAGCCGAUGAACUAACUACUACUUUCUACAACUAUAUAUAUAUAUAUAUAUGCGAACCAACAUACUAACUACUUACUAUUACUACACUCGUGUACAAAUGGCAACUUAAAGGCGCCGGAAACAAUUUUAUUAUGAG
Drosophila santomea is the source of this 1320-nucleotide messenger RNA. It is a transcript of the gene Snap24, whose product is annotated as synaptosomal-associated protein 25. The coding region runs from base 325 to 963 and encodes 212 amino acids. The record is from RefSeq and is a predicted model, not a curated record. Lineage: Eukaryota; Metazoa; Arthropoda; Insecta; Diptera; Drosophilidae. Gene Ontology annotation, molecular function: SNAP receptor activity; syntaxin binding. Gene Ontology annotation, biological process: exocytosis; synaptic vesicle fusion to presynaptic active zone membrane; synaptic vesicle priming. Gene Ontology annotation, cellular component: SNARE complex; plasma membrane. The transcript has a single exon.